GUUUGUCACAAGUUUGGCGCAACUUGUGGAGUUAGGACCAGUAUGACAGUUCGGUGAUUUGAAUCCUAGGAUUGGGAUAAUGUUCUUUGCAGUUUCAGCUGCACCUUCCAGUGUUGUGAUCAUCCUGAGGGUCUAUCUAGAUAGUAACCAUCAACGGAGCGUCGACAUUCCAAUCACCCCAGAGACAACAUGUGGCGAUGUGGUUGUGUCCUGCAAAGAUCCAGGAGAGCAAUACUGUCACUUGACAGAACUAUGGAGGGGAUGUGAGCGGCCCAUCUACAUUGAAGAGCAUCCCUAUGAGAUCUUACAACAAUGGGGAAUACACAGGGAUGAGGUCAAGUUCUACCUUCGGCAUGAGCCGUUCUUUCAACCAGAUCGGCGAGACAAGAAGAAAAAUGGGAUGAAUGAUUAUCAUUUUGGACAAGACAUUCCAAUGAUGCCCGGUGGAGUAGACCUCACACUGACGGAACUGCAGGAGAUGGCCACCAGGCAACAGCAGCAGAUCGAGAACCAACAACAGAUGCUGGUGGCCAAGGAACAGCGCCUCAAGUACCUCAAACAGCAAGAGAUGAGGCACCAACAGAUCGCCAGUGAGAAUGAACGGUUACGCAAGUUACGUGAAAAGGUGGAGUCACAGGAGUUGAAGCUGAAGAAACUGAGGGCUUUGAGGGGUCAGGUGGACCAGCAGAGGAUGUCCAAUGGGAACCUCAAUUCUGAACUGGAGUCUAUCAAGGUGUUAUUCAACGAGAAAGAGAAAGAGUUAUCGAUUGCUGUGGCAAAGGUGGAGGAGCUGACCAAACAACUUGACGAGGUGAAAAGAGGAAACAACCAUGCUGGUGACGGGAAGCAUAAGUCAUCCGGUGAUGCUGAACUGGAGAAACUGAAGAAAGAACUUAUGAUUCGCAACAAAUUGAAUGAGCAGCAAAGUACCAAGCUGAACGCCCACCGUGAGGUGCUGUCAAAACGUCAUGAAGAGAUCACCAUGAUGGACACGCGCAUCGAAGAGCUGCAAGAGCGACUCCAUAAGAAACGGCAACAGCAGCAACAACAACAGCAACACAAAGGAUUUCCCCCGAGUGGUCGACCACAGAGUGCAAAUAUUGCUGCAGUGGAACCGUAUGUUCGGACAGAGCAGAAAGAUUCAUCAAAGGAUGACUUGUAUGAAGAGGAUUUGAAAUCCGGUCUUGGUCCCAGCAAACAGCAACCUCGAUAUCAGACUCUGCCUUAUAACACCAAGUUCCCAGUUCAUCUCGAGGGACAGAAACAACCCCAACAGGAUAUCAAUAGCAAUAUUUACAACUACGAGAAGAAGUUGGAGGCGAAUAACAAUAUGUUAAAACAGGAGAACAAUAAACCGGAACAGAAAAGUGUAGAGAAUAAAAGUGGUGUGUAUCUUGCUAAGGAGCCUGUGAAGUCCCAGCCAUCACAGUUCCUCACUUCAAAGGUGUACAAUGUUACUCAGGAUCAUCUGAACAGUGGAAUAGAAAAGCGGGUGCCGACAUCUACAUUUAAAGGCGGUUCUAGUGGUAUCACACAUUUUACACCGAGGCCAUUUUCUUCUACGUACAGUAGCGUGUCCUUCAACCCAACUCAAGGUCCUGCAGAUAAGAGGAAUGUGCAGGUGUCCCAGCCACAGUCUAGCUUCACUGCCCAAGGCCAAGCCGGUGCUCUGUCGAAACCACUCUAUUCGGAAGCUGGUAAGGGUGCUCCAACAAACGCACCAAUCACUCCACCGCGCUUGAGCACCAAGUACACAAUGUCACAGGAUUCAUCCACCAGCCCAGGAGGUUCCAGCAGCAGCACUGCCCCACACAGCAGUCCAGAUGUUUCUCCCGGUUACUACCAGACUGCAAUAAGUCGGUCUGUUCAGCCUCCGCAGCCUUCCUGGGCAGACAGUCCUUCAAGCUCUCAGUCUUCUCCAAGCCAAAAUCCACAAUCACCCCCAGUUACUAACACAAGGAAUGUGCCAACAACUGGUGGAUAUGGACCAACGGUUGCUGUCAGUCGUAACACUGGCUCAAAUUCUGGUUUAGUUGUUCGAGUUACAAACAAUGAAGGAUUUGCUCCAAGUCCAAAUAGUAGUGGUGAUUCGAAUUCAGGUUCAUUGGUGUAUAACCCUACGUCCUCUGGUGCAGAGAACACAAGCAAUGGAAAAAUGGUGCCGAACAUUCAAAAUAAAAAUGAUUCUGAACGGGCAGAAUAUCCGAGUGGGAGACUUGAUCAAAACACUAGUUAUGAAGGACCAAAUAUAUCCGUUAGUAGUGCGAACUCAAGCUCGGGAAGUAUGCCGAGUCCAAGCUCGUCUGAUUCCUCUGCUGCUACUAAACCAAGGUUUGCCCCACGAGGUGUUAUUGCUAAUACGUACAUGCGGAAACUUGGUUCAACUGCUUUGUCCCAGUACAAUAAACUGAGUCAAAUGUACCAGGGAUUCCCAAAUCAGCCGCAACAAGGUGAGGCUAACCAGGGUGCUAAACAAGACAGUAAUCAAACAGUUCAGCCAAUGGGAAAGACGGAAAAUGUUUACCCGAAUGAUGUGUCGCCACAGGAAUCUAGUCAAAAAACGGGUGAACAAUCCCCACCGGAUUCUGACAAUGGCAGCUUCCAAGUGCCUGGGUUUCAUCAAUACGGUACUAUCAAUGCAGAUAAGUUCAGUUCCAAGGGCAUUACCCCAAGAACAUUGAGGAGGAGGCAUUCUUCGGGAGAGGGAGAUGACCUCUUUACGAAACUGCAAUUUCAAAGUGCCAAACCGUCCGUGUCUUCUGUAGGUGAAAAUGAGGAGGAUGCAUCAAAAGGGGACGCUGGAUAUUUUUACGAGGGACGUCAAAAUGAGAUGCAGAGAACACAUUCUAAUUCAACUGGAUCUACAGGUUCAGAGGAAGAAAAACGGAAACCAAAGUCGGCACCGUUGAUUCUCCGAAAGAAGGGGUCUAAGUCCAAGGCUAUGCUGCAGAAGAGAAGGGUCAGUUUUGAUCCCUUGGCCCUUCUCUUGGAUGCAUCUCUUGAAGGAGAACUAGAGUUGGUCAUGAGAACAGCCAAAGAGGUCUCCAAUCCAAGUACUGCUAAUGAUGAAGGAAUCACAGCCCUCCACAAUGCCAUCUGUGCCGGACAUUUCGAGAUUGUUAAGUUUUUGGUUGAGUUUGGUUGUGAUGUGAACUCACAGGACAGUGAUGGAUGGACUCCACUCCACUGUGCGGCAUCCUGUAACAACCUGGCCAUGGUUCAGUUCCUCGUCGAACACGGAGCGUGCAUCUUCGCCACGACAAUCAGCGACCAUGAAACAGCUGCAGAAAAGUGUGAAGAAGAUGAGGAUGGUUAUGAUGGGUGCUCAGAAUACCUUUACAGUAUCCAAGAAAAACUUGGAAUUCUAAAUGCUGGCGAGGUGUAUUCAUUGUAUAAUUAUAAGGCGCAGAAUCCGGAUGAAAUGACAUUCAAAACUAAUGACAAACUUGUCGUCUUGCGUAAGGUUGACCAGGAUGAGCGGGAGUGGUGGUGGGCAAGAAAGGGUGCCCGCGAAGGAUACAUUCCAAGGAAUCUUCUUGGGCUUUUCCCAAGAGUUAAACCGCCAAAAGAGAAUGAUAAUGAAAGUUAGGCCAGUAAGAUAAAACGAAUGCUACCUCGAAGUGUGAAGUCCAAGGGUGCCCCUGCUGGAGGUCCCGCAGAUUUGAGUUCUGGAAGUCAGACAGCCCCCUUUAGGAGGACUUAAUUGGACAUAUUUAUUUCGAGUUCAUAUUGUGGGAGGACUUGGAACUUCAUCUCUUUUUUGUGUGGACAAUUGAUGUACUGGUUACAUCAUAACAAUGAGUCUGUAUGUGUCUGUUGGUAGAUUCCAUGUUUGUGGAGACCAGAGACUUUACAUAUGUAGACUGUGUUCGUUCCGCUUGUCAAGAUGAUAGAAUUGCUUAGUAAAACGUCCUUCUCUGUUCUGUACUCAUGUUGUUAUCGCUUUCAGCAUUAGUUGCUGAGCUAUUUUACUUCAUAAUCAAUUAAAUGGUCCCUCCAGUUUGAUUGUUGUUUUAUGCUGCUUGGAAAACAAGUCUGUUUCAGUAUCGUCCUUGAGCUGCAUUACUUUCCUGUUGUAUUUAAUAUCUUUAAUUAGAUUUUUGGCCUUUUCUGUGAAAUAAUUUCGUUUCCAUCCAUAUAAUAAUCAAAAUGACAAACGGAAGAAGAGACAGAGAGAAGUAAUGAGAACAUAUAUUUCGGAAAAUAUCCUUAAGAUUCUGUUCAAUUUCGUCCAUGAUGUUGUACUCUUGUAAAAUGUGGAGCAACAUUGUUUGCGAUGUGAUAGAAUUUUUUUUAACGUCCUACCUUUGAUUUGAUUAGCAGUGUCUUUACGUCCAGAUUAAUUUGUGAAAAGUAAGAACUUAGUUAUGAAAUUUGAAUAUGUUUGAUCAGUGUCUGUCCACCUUUUUGACAUCUUGAUGAAAAUUGAUGUCUCCAUUUUGUCAGCCUGUAGAGGGUUAAUGUCAGUGGUUGAAUUAUUGUUAAUGGUAUGUGGGUCACAGACAGGAAUGUCUCUUAGAAGGUGAUAGAUUUGACUUACUCCCCUCGUGGAAUAAAUUUCGUCCGUGGUUGUAAGUGUCCUACCACUAUGUAGAGCAGUAUGUAGACAUAUGCCCAUGUUGCCUCCAAUUUGGGCUCUCAGGACUUUCGAAAGCCAAGGUCAGCAAAUAUAAUAUGAUUAUAUGUAACUAUUAGAGGUCACACUUUGUGCAUUGAGUUUGGUUGUUGUUGAGGUUUGGAAAUAGAUAACUUGAAAUAGGGAGCUUCUAAACUAGAAGUAAUGAAUCUGUGAAGAGAGAGAGGGUGGGGAACAUUUGUGAAGAGAGAGAGGGUGGGGAACAUUUGUGUGAUUUGGAGGUUUACCCCUCAUCAUUUUGCCAAUCUGAAUGUAAUUUCUACUUUCGUGAUUUCUAGUGUUGAACUAGGAAUCAAACUUUUAAGUGGUGACCUCUAUUAUAAAACCUGCAAUGAUUUCAAGUUGCUUUCAUGUGGAUAAUAUGAAUAGAAAUAUGUGUUUGUUUGUGUCCUGUAAUUGACAAACCUUUGGGGCUAAAUAAAUCCAGCAUUUAUUAUGAAAUAACUCAUUUGAUUUGUGGUUGUGAAAUACAAAAAAAAAAUGCAUUGUCAUUUGAAAUGUUGUCCUGUCAACUUGUGACAAGAUGCUGACCUUGGACUACAGAAUUCUCUGUUUUAUAUUUCAAAGCUUUCAAGGCAAAGCGAGCUCAAUUUUCCCGGUCAGAGCUAGACUCCGAGCUCCCUGAACACGGGGAAUCUGCCUCUGUCCUAUUGCGCAUGCUGUAAAAGGCAGAUAAUUAUUUAUGCAUUUAUUAGACAUUUGUACCUGUUGAUUUCUUAAUGAUGACAGCACGUAUGAUCUGAGUUGUACAUGUAGAAGUCAUUGAAACUUGGUUGAAUGUACAAUCAGACUAGUGUAAUACAUUUUGUAAUAUUGUCUUUUAUUAUCAUAAUCUUAAGUUGUAAAUUAUCGUCAUUUGCAGUCAUUAUUUCAUGUGUUUUGCAAAAUUGUCUUGUAUAUAGAACAACUGUUGCCCCUGUGCUAUUUAUUACCCCUUGUUGGGUCAAAAUAAAAAAAUGGGUCCUGUUUUUUCACCAGGAUGUGAAAUAAAUCCAUGUAAAGCUCUGAGUUUUAAAUUUCAAAAAAUCUUUUGCUAAAUUUUGGAAAUAGAGCCUGAUUUAACAUGAUUAUCUUAUUCCACUAAUUGAUUCCAAAUUAUGUUCCUUCUUACAUAUGUUUGUUUUGACAAAUCACUCCUUAGAAAAGUGCAAUAACUUAAGAAUACACUUAUUAAUACAUUAUUUGUACACGGAAAGGGUCUAUGGGAUAAGAAAUCUGCUAACUUUGCCUCCAAGUUUUAUAAAGAAGAAAAAGAGGGAUAUUUUAUGAGGUGUGUACAUACAAAUUUCAAUUAACCCAGAAGAGGAAUAGUCAAUUUUAAAAAGGCAUUGAAUUAUAUUGGAACUCGAACCAUAUCGGGUUAGUAAAUUAAUAAUCACCGUGUAAACUGAUAUUGAAACCAUACAAUUCAUCCACUCAACUGAAAAAUCUAAUCAAAUAGAGAACACUGGUGGUGUUCAUCUACAAUGAUUACCUUCCUCCUGUGUCCAAUCAUUUGGUACACAAUAACCAGGUUCAGGGAACCCUUGUGUAUGAUGAAGUGCAAAGGUGUGUGGUGUCACCUAGUCCAGUGCAAAUUUAGGUACGCGACCCACCCAAUUCAACUUUCAUACUAUCAGUAGUGCAAGGAACUGGGAAAUCUUUAAAAAUCUUUGUCGAUUACUUUGUACUUGGUCAUUUGUAGCUCUUUGAAAGGGCUGCAAAACCUGGCUAAAUAAAGAAAACUGAAAGGAAGGUAUUAAACCAUCUCACUGUCAUCAAUGGGUUUGCAAGUCUCCAGUGUAGCAUGAAUCUUUUAUUGUUUUUAUGGCAUUGAAAGCUUGUAAACCAGUGAAGGGAAAUAGGGUAUAUUUUCCUGCCGUCCUGUUUUAUCCACUCCAUCCAUUGUCAUUCAUUGUUAUAUAUCCAUGUCAUGUUUCGAGGAACUUGUCCAAGAUGCAUUCUCUAAAUAAACUCAAGUAAAUAUUUA
Lineus longissimus is the source of this 6605-nucleotide messenger RNA. RefSeq names its product apoptosis-stimulating of p53 protein 1-like. The coding region runs from base 80 to 3589 and encodes 1169 amino acids. Gene Ontology annotation, molecular function: p53 binding. The record is from RefSeq and is a predicted model, not a curated record. Gene Ontology annotation, biological process: regulation of apoptotic process. NCBI's taxonomy places the organism in Eukaryota, Metazoa, Nemertea, Pilidiophora, Heteronemertea, Lineidae. Gene Ontology annotation, cellular component: nucleus. The transcript is spliced from 11 exons.